AUGGAGCUUCACAUGGUUCACACGAGUGCUGGAGGCAAAACCGCAGUGAUUGGAGUUCUUUAUAAAUUAGGCAAACCUAAUGAAUUCCUCACAAGGCUACUAGAUGGAAUAAAAACAGUGGGAAAAGAAGAGAGGGAUCUAGGGAUCGUGGAUCCAAGAACUAUUAGAUUUCAAACCAAAAAAUUCUAUAGAUACAUUGGCUCUCUUACUGUUCCUCCAUGCACUGAAGGUGUUAUUUGGACCGUUGUCAAAAGGGUGAACACGAUAUCAAUGGAACAAAUUGCAGCUCUGAGGAGUGCCGUUGACGAUGGUUAUGAGACGAAUUCAAGACCGGUUCAAGAAAGAAAUGGAAGAUCGGUCUGGUUCUACGAUCCAAAUGUUUGA
Molecule: messenger RNA, 384 nt
Organism: Brassica rapa (field mustard)
Lineage: Eukaryota; Viridiplantae; Streptophyta; Magnoliopsida; Brassicales; Brassicaceae
Product: alpha carbonic anhydrase 4-like
Biological process (GO): one-carbon metabolic process
Molecular function (GO): carbonate dehydratase activity; zinc ion binding
Source: RefSeq, a predicted model, not a curated record